AUGAAACAGAAGCCUACUUUCAAUCCCUUUUGCCAAUUCAAGCAAGUCAUCGAAGUAGGGGAUCUGGUCAUUCUGCAUCUAUCGAGAACUGCGAUACAAGCCAUCACAGUCACGCCUGGGGGCGUUGUACAAAACAAGUUUGGCCACUAUUAUCAUGAAGAUAUGAUUGGCAUGCGGUAUGGCUCGCAGAUGCAGAGCAGGAAGACAACUGGAUACAUUCUUUUGCUGCACCCGACACCUGAGCUCUGGACGCUGGCGCUCCCUCACCGGACGCAGAUUCUUUAUACUCCUGACAUUUCAUUUGUCUCCGCUAAGCUCUGUGUUCAACCAGGGUCGACUGUGAUUGAGGCGGGGACUGGCAGUGGCAGCUUCACACAUGCAUUCAUGCGCUCACUUGGAGACAGUGGCCAUCUCUAUACGUUUGAAUUCCACGCUGAGCGCUGUGAAAAGGCGAGAACAGAGUUCGAAGAGCAUGGACUCUUCACCAGUCGAAAUGGUCAAUCACUCAUGACACUGACACAUCGUGAUGUGUGUAAAGGAGGCUUCCAGGUGGCGUUGCCUGAUGGCACGCCCAUCCCUUAUACGGCAGAAGCUGUGUUUCUUGACCUACCUGCUCCUUGGGAAGCUGUGGAGCAUUUAACGCCGCAUCUAGCGCAAACAACACGACUUUGCUGCUUUUCGCCCUGCAUUGAGCAAGUCCAACGCACUGUCGAGGUUUUGCGUGUAAGUUUGUGGCAAGAUAUUGAAUGCUACGAAGUAGCCUUCCGUGAAUGGGAAGCACGGUAUACGCGUCGCGUUGAUGUCACUGAUGUCAUUGACAAGCUAAAAGAAAUCAAGCGGCGGCGCGAGGAAGGUGUACCAAAAGCCAUCAAGGCAAGGGUCAAGAUCAAGGAAGGCGAUACAGCUUACGAUUGGGACCGGAUAGCGAAGCCUGACUCGGAGAUCAGCAGUCAUACAAGUUUCUUGCUGUUUGCAACAAAACGAGCCUAG
Molecule: messenger RNA, 990 nt
Organism: Protomyces lactucae-debilis
Lineage: Eukaryota; Fungi; Ascomycota; Taphrinomycetes; Taphrinales; Protomycetaceae
Product: protein GCD14
Exons: 1
Coding region: 1-990 (329 amino acids)
Biological process (GO): tRNA methylation
Cellular component (GO): nucleus; tRNA (m1A) methyltransferase complex
Source: RefSeq, a predicted model, not a curated record